UAUUUUUCUCAGUUCGCCAGCGUUCACGGUUGCGGUAGCGUCGCGUCCGUUUCGAAUUUCGCGCCAACUAUUGUUUGACAAGUCGGCUCGACACGGUCACUAGGUCUCGUUAAAUAGACGAGCGUGCGAUCGGGGUUCGUCCACGGCGUCGUCUGUGUCGUAGGGUUUCGGCGUGGUGGCUAUUCGUGUGAUGAGUGAGAAAGAUAAACAGAGCCGGGAAAACAAAGCAGAGGAAGAUAUGGACACGUGUUUUUCGUCGUUUUAAGACCGUGGUGAGUCCGUGAGGAAGAUGGAUUUCGGGGCUCUCACCAGACACGACAGGAACAACCAUUGGUGCCGGUUUCCGAGAAUGAAGUGCGUGUGUGCCGAAACGUCGGGCUACGAACGCCUCAACGAGAACUUCCUCGAUUACCAGAUCGUAUCCGAGGAUAAGGACAAUGCGACGAACGAGAAGGAGGAAGAAAUUGUCUUCUAUAAUGACGACGGCAGCUUCCAGACGGUUAUAGUGGAAAGGAAUUUGUGCGUCAGCGACUUGUGUCAGCUUCUUGCUCUCAAGAAUCGGGUGUCGAAGAGCGUGAAUUGGAGUAUAGUCGAACACUGGAAGGAGUACGGCUUGGAGCGCUUUCUCGAGGACCACGAAUACGUCCUAUCGGCAUGCAGGGACAUGAGGGGCUAUUCCAGACACGCCCAAUUUCGAUACGUAUUCAGAAAAGACUACAGGAAAUACGAGUUCUUCCACAAUCCACAACAGUUCUUCCCCUCCGACAUGCUAAACAUCACCAAGGAGGACUUGCCGCAUCUCACGAGCCUCAACGAAACAUACCUCCAGAAUCUCGUGUUACAAGAAGGAAAAUCUCCCGUCGUUUUUUCGCAAGUGUGGAUAAAAGACCAGCAGAAGCAGGCCUGGGGUAAGGCCUUCUUAUUACUCAGAGAGAAGAAACUUUAUCUGUCUUACAAGAUCCAAGUUCUGGCCAAGUUUCUGCGAGCCGCCAAAAUCAGGGAAGCUUCGAUCUCAGAGUCGGACAUCAACGGUCUGAAUUUCUUCGCCGAACUGUCCAGCUACCACGUUUACACGACGCUCAACGCAAAGAACCAGUUCCGUGCCCCCACCGAGUGGGGCAUCUGCCUGAGGCCUUCAGGAGUGGACACCGAAGACGAAACUCCAGAACUGAAGUGUAUAUCUUGUGAUUCGGAGCGAGUCCGGUCCUGUUGGCUGACCGCCAUGAGGCUUGCCAAGUAUGGAAAGCAGCUACGUGAAAACUACCGGGCUUUCAAAAACAAGCAAACCGAGUCCAUCAAUCCGAAGGACUACAACAGCUACACGGUACCUAAUGAAUCUGUCAGAUCGAGGGUUGCGAUGGACUUCACCGGAUCCGUUGGCCGCAUAGUUGAGGAUCCGAAGGAGGCGAAGGCAAUUGCCGUAGCGGAAGGCUAUUCGUGGAAAAGGAGGUGGCGACCCCCGUGCAGGCCACCCCCGACCAGCCUUUAUCCACAAGGUAUUGAAUCGGGGGUGCACAUUACGCAGCCUUGGUUUCACAGCGGCAUGAGCAGGGACCAAGCGACGGCACUAGUCACUAAACACGGAACUGUGGACGGGGUGUUCCUGGUGAGGGAGAGCCGGUCGAACCCGGGGGCGUUCGUCUUGACGUACAAAUGCGGGGGCAAGGUGCUGCACGCCCAGAUCACCCCGAUCCUGGACCCCGUGCGGGAAUCGCACGUUUUCUCUCUGGACAGCGGCGUGACGAAGUUCUACGACCUGCUGCAGCUCGUCGAAUUCUAUCAGUUGAACGCUGGAUGUUUACCUACGAGACUUACGCACUACGUCGUGCAGAAUUGUUCGCCUGUGAACUCGUCCACUUGCGGCCAGACGUCGCCGGUCACCGGGAGCAUUUAGUCUAGUGCAUUUCAUGACUUUUACGAAAUGACUUAAUUUAUUAAUUCGCGAGUGCAGAGGCGUCCGAGUGAGGAACGAUCUGUUUGUCCACGUCGGGGGCCGUCGCACGUUUCUCCAUUUAUACAGUAGAUGACCGUUGUUUCCUGUACUAUGUCGGCACGGGAGAAGUUUAUACUUGGUACGACUGCGAAUUUUACAGGGAUGAUAUUUAUUUUUCUUUUGUAUUUUACAGUUAAUAUGAUUCAGUAUUAAAUCUCAUUGAUAACAGGGUGAAAAAAACUAGUUUAUAAUCUCUUUUUCGAAAUAAAUUCUGAGAAAGGCUGUGGUUGUUUUGGUGUGGAUUAAAAAUAUAUUUGAUAUUCUUAAAAAAAAAAAUGUUUAUACGAAAAAAUUCACACCAUUUGUGUAGUUUGUAGUUUAGGUAAGAUUUCUUCUUUAGUUCUAAGAAAAUUGUAACCCUGAUAUUCGAGUAUUUCGAUAUCUUAGGCAUAAUUAAACCAAAAAUUACAUUAUUUAUAGGAGAGCAAUAUACUAAUAGAUUUAAUUUGUGUAGAUGUGAUAUUUAGUUAAGUAUUCAGUUAAACAUUAAUCGUUAUUUAAACACAGUAUUUUUUGUAAAACUUGCUUCUACAUCUACAUCAUUAACUUUAUUUAUGUAAUGUUUCGCACACGUUUUCGUUUUCAUUUCAAUCAUCCUUGUGGAAAUCACAUCAUAGCAAAGCAAAUAGUAAUAGUACUUACACACACUGACAGGUUCAGCUGCAUUCACCAUUGACUGAGCUGAUUAUUUGUAUGUUUUCGUUCUAUUACACUAGUACAUCCCAUUAUUUUGUACUCUUGUAGAUGACAACUUGAAGUAAAUUUAACAUUUGAA
This is a messenger RNA of Zophobas morio, 2768 nucleotides long. RefSeq names its product growth factor receptor-bound protein 14-like. The transcript is spliced from 10 exons. The coding region runs from base 290 to 1894 and encodes 534 amino acids. Gene Ontology annotation, biological process: signal transduction. Lineage: Eukaryota; Metazoa; Arthropoda; Insecta; Coleoptera; Tenebrionidae. The record is from RefSeq and is a predicted model, not a curated record.